Molecule: messenger RNA, 3187 nt
Organism: Chanos chanos (milkfish)
Lineage: Eukaryota; Metazoa; Chordata; Actinopteri; Gonorynchiformes; Chanidae
Gene: tox4b
Product: TOX high mobility group box family member 4 b
Exons: 9
Coding region: 829-2844 (671 amino acids)
Biological process (GO): regulation of transcription by RNA polymerase II
Cellular component (GO): nucleus
Molecular function (GO): chromatin DNA binding
Source: RefSeq, a predicted model, not a curated record
CUAAUACCUCGAACGGAAAAUUAUUAUUAUUUUUUUUUUUUAAAUAUUUCGCUUAUUGUGGCGUAAUUUCGUUAGUGUUGACAGACUGACGAAUAUCGCUUUAGAUUCGGAGAAAAGACAUGUCUGUUUGGAAAUACGUCUGUUCGGAGAGGUGCUGCCAUAUUUUUCCAUGUGGUUGUCAUUCAGAGUAGAGGUUGCAAACUGGUUUUGCUUUUCACGCCAGUCGUUAAAUAGCUCCGUGUUUAUCGUGGCGCAGUUGAGUCAUGCAGUUUGUGAUAUUUCUACGCUGGUAAGCGUUUGAUUGUCGUCCGAGGAUUGCGAAAUUGAAGCCCAUAAGGUCACCGUUGUUUGUCUUUAUCGUCGACCAGGCAAAUUGGCGAAAAAGGCAGACAGGACUGCAGUAUGCGUCAAGCUGGCGAACCAAGACAAGCCAAGCAGGAGAAAAGUUACCCGCCCGGGGCAGUUAUUUUUGGGGUACAUCUGGCUACCGGUCACUGGAUAACAUCCUUAAAUGGACUAUUUCAGUAGGAAUGUUUCCAGCAACACCAUCAGUACCAGCUGCUUAAAAUCGCUGCAGCCCUUAACCCUUUGAGGUUCAGACACUCGUUACAAAUCAAGUUCAUUAGUUAAAGGGUUUUUUUUUUGUACACCUAAAACAAUCAGAACUUGGGAUUUGAAUUUAUUAAACUCUUUACACAAAAAUAGCGGGAAUGAGAGAAAAAUAGGAGCCUUUGAAACAACCUUACAGGGUCAAUGUGAAGUAGCAGUAUCUGCUGAAAUUUGUAAACAUUGUGUCACAUCAGAAGAUCAUAUAAAAACAAGAAACAAAUGGAUCUUAAUUUUUACUCUGACCUGUCGGACGGAACUGGACAAGCGGGCGAACCAGACUUUCUGGACUCACAAACUUUCAAUGGAUUUGACGCGGUUAAUAAGUUCCCUGGCGGCGGUGACAACUACCUGGCCAUCCCAGGCGAGAGCCACCCUUUCCUCUCCUCCUCCGAGACGUUCCACACGCCGAGCCUGGGAGAUGAGGAGUUUGAGAUUCCGCCCAUCUCGUUGGAUCCGGAUUCGGCCCUCAGCGUGUCCGACGUGGUCUCUCAUUUCGGGGAGCUGGGGGACGGUGCGCCGUCUGAAGGGGUGCCGGGAAACGCUGUUGUCGGGGGAGACGACCCCUCCUUCGCUUCGACCUUUGUGAACCCUCCCUCUCAGGGCCUGGAGCAUCUAAGCUUGGGUGUUAUGAGCCAGCAGGGAACUGGACCAAUGCUGGGAUCAACGCUGGGAAUGGAUAUGGGCCAUCCCAUGGGUUCACAGUUCAGUAGCUCCUCCCCUAUGACCAUAGACGUUCCCCUCAGCGACAUGAACCAUGGCCUGCUGGGCCAUAACCAGCUGACCACCAUUGACCAGUCAGAGCUCAGUGCCCAGCUGGGGCUCAGUCUUGGGGGCGGGGCUAUCCUCCCUCGUUCGCAGUCACCUGACCAACCACUGUCUCCCUCAGCUUCACCUGCCGAAUCCCUUCAAGACGACGACAUGGAUGAUUUUCGACGGAAGAGUGUGCUGAUAGACUCGCCUGUCUCUCUCUCCGUGUCUCCGGCCGUCAUCUCUCUCAGCCCCUCCCUGUCGGACCAGUCCGCCGCCCCCGCGUCCGUCAGCGCCCCCCCGGCCCUGGCCAAGAAAGGGGUGGGCGGCGGGGGCAAGAAAGGCAAGAAAAAGAAAGAUCCCAACGAGCCGCAGAAACCCGUGUCCGCGUACGCUCUGUUCUUCAGAGACACCCAGGCAGCCAUUAAAGGCCAGAACCCCAACGCCACGUUUGGGGAGGUGUCUAAGAUCGUGGCCUCCAUGUGGGACAGCCUGGGAGAGGAGCAGAAACAGGUUUACAAAAGGAAAACAGAGGCUGCUAAGAAAGAGUACCUGAAGGCGUUGGCCGCCUACAGAGCCAAUCAGCUUUCUCAGCCCACCAUUGAGGUUGUGGACACCGCCCCCUCUCCCCCUCCUCCCGCCGCCCCCGUCUCCGCCCCCGAACCCAGCCCCGCCCCUACGCGCUCCUCCCGAAUCCCCCAGCACGCUCCCGACAACAACACCAUCACCAACAUUUGCACCUCUAACAUCAUCCUGGACAUCCCUCAGGUCACGACACGGUCCCGCACGGGGGCGCACAAACCCCCCGCCAGCACCUCCGCCGCAACCGCCAGUCCCCCAGCCCCGCCCGUCGUCACGAAAAUCCUCAUCCCCAAACAAGCCCAAAGUUCGGGCGCCACGACUGUUACCUCCACCGCCGCAGCGGCCCGGCAACCUCCCCCUCUGCAGCAGAUGCAAAACACGCCCCCACCCCCGCGCCUUCAGCAAAUGGUACAUUCCCCGGCUCCUCCCCCGCUUCAGGCCAAGCCCCGCGGCGGGGGCGGAGCCGGACAGGUGCCCGCCUCCGUCGCCACGGCCCCUCCCCCGCCUCUGCAAAUCAAGAUAGUCCCCGCUCCGGUGCAGAACGAGCUGGCCGCGCCCAUCAUCGUGACGUCAGCUGGCGCUGCCGCGGCAUCCUCGACCCCUACGGACGGCGUAGAGGUGGCGCAGCCCGCUGCCAUAGUAACCGCCUGUUUGCCCUCAGGAACGGAGGAGGUGACCGAGACAGAGGAAGGGAUGGAGGUAGAGCUGAAUGUGUCCCCUGGCCCUGAUGGUGCUCUGGCGGCCACGCCCGGUGUGUGUGUGAGGGCCGGCUGCAACAACCCCCCAGUGGAGAGUAAAGACUGGGAUAAGGAGUACUGCAGCAAUGAGUGUGUGGCCACACACUGCAAAGACGUGUUUAUGGCGUGGUGUGCAAUUCGAGGACAGAACUCCACAACCGUUACAUAGAGACAGCAGAGCGUGCAAAAGGGCGGGGCUUGAAGAGAACUGGCCAAUCGGGGGCCAGCUCACUUCACUGCCUUCUUACACUACCCUGAACCCAUGACCCUGAGAAGCAUCGACUGGUGUCUUAGCUUCACUGUGGUGUAAAUUCAACUGUCACCAGACUUAACACAGACUUUAUCUGGUCUCAAUGAGUUGAUGAGAAAGAGAGCGCUUUUGGAAGAGAAUUAGUGUACAUUAUUUUAGACCAGAAAUUUUAAGAUGAUCAAUAUUUUGUAUGAGCAUUUUUAUAAUUUUUAAAAAUGAUUCAGGAGCAUUCAUCUGACUGUUGAAUUAUGCGUUUUUCCUG